AACACACGAAUAAAAAAAAUCAAGGACAUGUUUGACUUUUCUCAUGUGAAUCCCGAAAAAUACUCAUAAAGACACGAUAAUAAACAUAAGUAGAAAACGAGGUGAAAUUAACCAAUAGAAAGAACAAAAAACAAAAAUGGUGUUUUUUGGUUGCAAUCUCUGAUGGUGUGGCAUAGCGUGAGCUCAAACAUAUCUUCAUCCCGUGGAAACAACCUUAACUCAACCACCCAGGUUGUUGUUCCUCAAUUCUCUCCAACCUUGUUUUUGUUCUUCCUUAAUUACUGCAAAAACAAAGAAAGCUCAAAUUGCAUGUACUACUUGACCAUUUCUCGAUUUCCUCAAAAUUAUUGAACCCCCUAUCUAAUUUUCCAAAAAAUUUUGAAUUUUGAUUUUUCCCAUCUGGAAAUUAAGUGUUUGGAGCUUUGAAAUUUUUGUAGUGUUUGAAGAAGAAGAGUGAAAAUGUGGGGUUUUGGUGGUAGAUAUUAUUGGGGAAGAAGAAGAAAGGUUGAUUUUGAGAAACAGAAUGGGAUAGUUGUUGUGUUUGCAUGGAUGUCAAGUGAGGAAAAGCACUUGAUGAGAUAUGUGGAUCUAUACUCUUCUCUUGGAUGGAAUUCACUCAUUUGCCACUCUCAAUUUCUCAAUAUGUUCUUCCCUGAUAAAGCCACCAUUCUUGCUGUUGAUAUUCUAAAUGAACUCGUUGAGGUGCUGAAAAUUAGGCCUUGUCCCAUUGUCUUUGCUUCUUUUUCAGGUGGUGCAAAAUCUUGUAUGUUAAAGGUUCUACAGAUAAUUAAUGGGAAGAGUGAAACACAUAAUAUGGAUGAUUACCAGCUUGUUAAGGACUGUAUCUCUGGCUAUAUUUAUGAUUCCAGUCCAGUUGAUUUUACGAGUGAUAUGGGGGUUCGAUUUAUUCUUCACCCAUCUGUUUUAAAAGUCUCCCAUCCUCCAAGAUUUGCUUCAUGGAUUGCCAAUGGCAUAGCAUCUGGUCUUGAUUCCCUUUUCCUCAACAGAUUUGAAUCACAACGUGCAGAGUAUUGGCGAACACUUUACUCCACCACUAGUAUGCAGGUUCCAUAUCUUAUAUUUUGUUCAGAAAAUGAUGAUCUUGCUCCGUUUGAAGUUAUUUCAAAUUUUUCCCAUCGACUAAAAGACCUUGGCGGAGAUGUCAAACUUGUAAAGUGGAGUUCCACUCCUCAUGUAGGUCAUUUUCGUCAUCAUCCGGAUGAAUAUGAAGCUGCUAUCACUGAGAUCCUUGGCAAGGCAGUUGCAAUUUACCGCCACAAAAACAGAAUAAUCGUAGAAGAGGAGAAACUGGGCAUAGAUGGAACAAGAGAUGAGAUCACAAAUCGGUUCUCUGAACUGAGGAAAGCAGCCACAACAUCAACUAGCUUCCAGGGUUUCGCUGUUGCUCCGAGUGAGAAUUUGUCUCCUAGUUCGAUGGAGUAUUACGACGGUAAAGAUGUUGGCUCCGUAACAGAUGAACGAAAAGGAAGAUUUAUUCAUCUCCCAAGCCGUCCAAGCAUCAAUGCUAACGGUGUUCUUGGCCAAAUAUUAUUUGAUGUUUGUGUUCCCAAGACAGUAGAGGAUUGGGAUGUUCGGUCAAAUCCAAAAAAUGCAGGACUAUUAUCUGGUACAAGGAGGCAUGCUCCUUUCAAUCCUAUAAAAUGCAUCCGGCGCUCAAGAUUGUAACAUUGUCGAAUGUUGACGCACAAGUUUCAGGUGGAUUUGAAGGUCCAUGUUUGCUUAAAAAAACUAAGAGAGAUCUUAUAGGCCUAGAGAUGUAGUAGCACCUGAAAUAAGAGGCAGAAGUACUUGUAAAUUCCCCUCUCAGCUGUCUUUUUAAUUACCGAGUAAUGUGAUUGAGAAGCUGGCUUUUUCCUGCGUGAAUUGUAUAGUUACUUCAAUGGAGAUAAAAUAUAUAUUUUAUGUUUUGACUGAAAUCACUGAGACAAGAAUAAUGUGGAGUUGUAAAUGUAAUAUCCUUCAAAUUAAGUUGACAAGCCUUGUUCA
Messenger RNA from Trifolium pratense (red clover), 2007 nucleotides. RefSeq lists its product as uncharacterized. Lineage: Eukaryota; Viridiplantae; Streptophyta; Magnoliopsida; Fabales; Fabaceae. The transcript has 7 exons. The record is from RefSeq and is a predicted model, not a curated record. The coding region runs from base 460 to 1686 and encodes 408 amino acids.